CCCACCCUCGACCGCGUCCCCGGGCGCCCCCCACGCACCCAGCCGGGACCGAGCCGACCGCGCGCCGCAGCCAUCGGCCAUGGAGACGCGAGAGCGGCGGCGCCCGCGGUUUCUGCUGCCGCUGCUUCUGCAGCUGCUGUGCGGUGGGUGUCCCCGAGUGGGGGGCUGCAACGAGACGCGCAUGCUGGAGAAGCUGCCCCAGUGCGGGCAGGCUUUCGCAGACAUGAUGCACACAGUGGACGUCUGGAAGUGGUGCCACCUGUCUGAGUUCAUCGUGUACUACCAGAGCUUUACCAACUGCACCGAGGUGGAGACCAACGUGGUGGGCUGCUACUGGCCCAACCCCCUGGCGCAAGGCUUCAUCACCGGCAUCCACAGGCAGUUCUUCUCCAACUGCACGGUGGACAGGGCACACUGGGAGGACCCUCCAGACGAGGUCCUCAUCCCGCUCAUCGUCGUGCCCGUCCUGCUGACCGUGGCCAUGGCCGGCCUGGUGGUGUGGCGCAGCAAACGCGCUGGCCAGCUGCUGUGAGGGCGCCCUGAGGGGGGGGGGCGGGGAGGCAGGGCGGGGGGGCUGGAGAGCCAGCGGAGGCUGCGGCGGCCCCACCCCCACCCCCAUCCCAUCUGGCUACCUGCGAGCCUUAUGUGGUUCACCCGGGCUUGUCCUCUCCUGGGCCUGGGAAGAAGGCGCACCGAGGCCGGAGCUGUGCGGGGAACGAUUGGCUGCUGCUGCGCCCUCCGCCCACGCUGGGCUGGGGCCUCCAGGGUUUCCAGGCCUUCCUGACCCUUGCCCAGGCACCCUGCCCUGACCCCAGCCCCCGCCUGGCUCGGACCCUACCUCCCAACCUGAGCUCAACCCCUGCGCUGACCCACCCCCUGUCCUGACCCCACCCCCUGCUCUGACCACGCCCCCCCCUCUGACCCCACCUUCUGCUCUGACCCCACCCCUGGCCCUGAUUCCACCUCCUGACCUACCCACCCCCUGUCCAGGCUUCACCCUAUUCUGUCACUGCUAUGGGUCCCCUGUCCUGGCCUGCCCACCCCCACCUGCACUGGGUGGGGUAGAUUGUCAGCUGGGUGUUUGUACUGCCUGGUGCCCUGUGUCUGAGCCCUCCUGGCCGAGAGCCCAUGCUCAUCCUGCGGCCAGAAAACCUGAGACUGAGGGUCAGGCCGGAGUCCCCCGGGGGCCGUGCACGGCCUGAGACCCCCUGUCUGCGCCCACAACCAGAGACUGGGCUGCGGUGGGUGCAGGCCUCCUUCCUAGGCCCCUGCGAGCCAGGCCCUCUGAGCUGGGGUCCUGUGAGCCCCAGUGCUGGCUGAGCUGUCUGUGCUGUGUGCUUUCUCUGAGUAAACAGUCAUCCUGC
This is a messenger RNA of Prionailurus viverrinus (fishing cat), 1364 nucleotides long. RefSeq names its product receptor activity modifying protein 3 (gene RAMP3). The record is from RefSeq and is a predicted model, not a curated record. Gene Ontology annotation, cellular component: membrane; cell surface; signaling receptor complex. NCBI's taxonomy places the organism in Eukaryota, Metazoa, Chordata, Mammalia, Carnivora, Felidae. Gene Ontology annotation, biological process: cellular response to hormone stimulus; intracellular protein transport; calcium ion transport. The coding region runs from base 80 to 532 and encodes 150 amino acids. Gene Ontology annotation, molecular function: coreceptor activity. The transcript has 3 exons.